Triticum dicoccoides is the source of this 3162-nucleotide messenger RNA. Its product is annotated as heat stress transcription factor A-2a-like. Gene Ontology annotation, biological process: cellular response to heat; regulation of transcription by RNA polymerase II. The record is from RefSeq and is a predicted model, not a curated record. The coding region runs from base 1490 to 2611 and encodes 373 amino acids. Gene Ontology annotation, cellular component: nucleus. NCBI's taxonomy places the organism in Eukaryota, Viridiplantae, Streptophyta, Magnoliopsida, Poales, Poaceae. Gene Ontology annotation, molecular function: RNA polymerase II cis-regulatory region sequence-specific DNA binding; DNA-binding transcription factor activity. The transcript has 3 exons.
GUGAGCUAUCCGUGUGUAAAUUUUUCCCCACCGUCGCAGCCACGAGUGAGAGCGUAGAGGGUUGAAGGCCGGUCGCCGUGGUGUGCCGAUGGUGAGCAUUGCGCACCGGGGCGCACGCUGGCAGCCCACACGGCGGCGCUGCACGUCCAGACGCGGCCAGGGUACUACUAUGGCCAGUGGGUCGCCUCGGCCCGCACGGGCGCCGGUGGCCGGAGCGACGAGGUGGAGACGGCAGCCGCGCCGCGCGCACGACGAGCCCGAGAGGAAGCGUAACGCUGCCCGGCGCGCGCGCGCUAGAAGGCCAGGCGAGCCCGCCCAGUUCGCGGGCUCUCUGCUGCGGCCUUGCGCCAAGCGCGUUCGUGGCGUCCGCAGGUAAACGGAAAAGGCCGUACAGCACGGGCUGAAUGGCGCGGCUUUCUUUAGGAAGUUCUGGGCCGAGGACGACGGCUCGGAGCUGGCCCGGAGCUCCCCCGCGUCAUGACCUUCAAUAGAAAAACCUCCAUGCCUCGUCUCCAACCGUGCAACCGCAAGUCCGCAACAGACAAGGCACGCCGCGUAAGCUUUCCCCGCUGCAAAAGCUCACCGUGCCGCAUAAACAACUGACACGCAGGCGAAAAAGAAAGCGCCCUCCUCACCCCGGGCGUCGACAGCGAGGCCGCCGACCUCCCCGGGGAAAAUAUCCCGGUCGACCACGGCCACUGUAGCCGCAUCGCAUCACGAGGGCUCGCCACGCGGCCAGCCAACUUGGCGCGCUUUCCGCGCGGAGGCGGCGGUCAAUGGCCGCCCGGUCCCGCCCGGCUGGCGCAAAGCGACGCCGGCAACCUGCAAUAAGAUAAGCGGCUACUUGUUCGACCCUUCCAGAACCAUCGGCCCCCUCCGGGCCUUCCAGAAAGCUCCCCAGCCACGUCACCGCGCGCACACAGGAUAAGCUUCGGAUGGUUCCAAUCCUUCCAGAACCGUCUCGAUCUUUCUGAAUUGGAAGCCCGGGUUGGUUGGUACGUGGGGGGUCCGGGCUGUAUAAAUGGGCGGUGACCGUGCGCCCCUUCUGACGAGCUCGCUCAAGCGCCUCAAGUACGAAGCCUAAAGGGAUACUAGUACUGUACUUUCCUCUCCCUUCUUCUCCGUCCGCAGUCUGGUCUGGUCUGCUUCUUCUCUCUCCGUCCUUGUUCCUUCUCUCUUCUUGUACUCUCCGAUUUUACAUUUGGCCUCCUCCAACCCUCCUCCUGCAGCUGCUUCCGGGCGUCAAUGGGGAGCUCUGCCAUUUUAGGAGAAGCGGAGAUCCCCUGAAUUGGGUGGCCAGCAUUAAAUUUACGGGUGUGGUUCUUUGGAGUUUGGAGGGCGACAAUUUUUUCUAGCGAAGAUCGCCGUCGGUUAAUUUGGCCGGUUCUUGAUUCUUUCUGGACCUCGUUUUACUUGCUCGGAUCGAUCACCGGUGCUCAGUGAUCCCCUCUGUCCCAUUUUUCUCUAGAGCUUGUUUGGUCGUUUGAUCAUGGAUCCCUUUCACGGCAUUGUGAAAGAGGAGGAAUUCGACUUCGCCGGAGCUGCAGCGGAUGGCUACUCGCCGUCUUCGUGGGGCUCAUCCCCGUCUUCCUGGGGAUCUUCCCCGUCUUCGUGGGCCGGCGGCGGCGCCUUGGCGGAGCUGCCGCGGCCGAUGGACGGCCUCGGCGAGGCGGGCCCCACGCCCUUCCUGAACAAGACGUACGAGGUGGUGGACGACCACAGCACAGACACCAUCGUGUCGUGGGGCGUCGCCGGGAACACCUUCGUGGUGUGGGACGCCCACGCCUUCUCCAUGGUGCUCCUCCCCCGCUACUUCAAGCACAGCAACUUCUCCAGCUUCGUCCGCCAGCUCAACACCUAUGGGUUCAGGAAGGUUGACCCGGACAGGUGGGAGUUCGCGGCGGAGGGGUUCCUGCGGGGCCAGAAGGAGCUGCUGAAGACGAUCAGGCGGCGCCGGCCUCAGUCGUCGCCGUCUGGGACGCCGGCGCUGCAGCAGCAGCAGCAGGGCCAACAGCAGGAGGCGUGCCUGGAGGUGGGGCAUUUCGGGCCCGAGGGCGAGGUGCAGCGGCUGCAUCGCGACAAGGGCACCCUGAUCGCGGAGGUGGUGAAGCUGCGGCAGGAGCAGCAGGUGACGCGCGCGCAGAUGCAGGAAAUGGAGGCGCGCCUCGCCGCCACGGAGCAGAAGCAGCAGCAGAUGACGGCGUUCCUGGCGCGCGCCAUGAAGAGCCCCAGCUUCCUCCAGAUGCUGGUGGAGCGGCAGGACCAGAGCCGGCGGAAGGAGCUCGCGGACGCGCUCCUCUCCAAGAAGCGCGGCCGCCCCAUCGAGUACCUCCUCCGCCGCAACGGCGAGACCAGCUACAGCGCCCCGGCGCAAGGCUACGGCCCCGGGCUCGCAGACGGCGGCGAGGGCAGGCGCGCGGACGGCGAGGACACGGAGAGCUUCUGGAAGGAGCUGCUGAGCCUGGGCCUCGAGGAGAGGCAUCGGGAGGCAGGCGGGGCCGGCGGGGAUGCGAGCGGCGCCGAGGUGGACAACGACGUGGAGGAUGAGGUGGACGAGCUAGUGCAGAGCCUCUACCACCUCAGCCCGAACCGGCCCCACAGCUACCAGUGAAGGAAGAACAGAAGGUUCUAGAGCGAGAAAUAUCUGCUGCCGCUUGGAGAACCACGUAGGGCCGCAGCCUGACAAGUGACAACCCCAGCAGUGAGCGAAAGAAGAUAAGAAGGUUCUAGAACAAGAAGUUUCCGCUGGAGAGCGUCGAACAUCGUGGGGUGGUAGUAGUGGUAGUGCUCCCUCCAUGCCGCCAUGGGCCUUGGGGGAUGGUCUGCUUUGUUCAUUUUCUAUUGCUAGUAGUAGUACCUGACAUGUUGUCGGGGCCCCGCGGCCUGCAUGCGCAAGUUGCCCGAAACAGUAAGGGGCCAGCGCCUUUUGGCCUGGCGUGGUGGAAUAAUGCUUGGAGGCUUUACCGGAUUAAGUACUCCAAGUUGGAUCCACAUCCAUCGUGGCCCGUUCCCGACCGAUGAAAUCAUGGAAGGGGCAAAGGCAAAACAGAGUUCUAGUAGAUUGCAGCACAAGUUGCACGAAGGUAGUGGAGCUCGCUCGGCAUUUUCAUGGUCGUACGAGAAGAAAGUCUUCUGAAAUGAAAAGGAAAGGCUAGCUCGUCA